Cydia strobilella is the source of this 1216-nucleotide messenger RNA. RefSeq lists its product as uncharacterized. Bases 16 to 1191 code for a protein of 391 amino acids. The transcript is spliced from 8 exons. Gene Ontology annotation, cellular component: nucleus; mitochondrial inner membrane. Gene Ontology annotation, biological process: apoptotic DNA fragmentation. The record is from RefSeq and is a predicted model, not a curated record. Lineage: Eukaryota; Metazoa; Arthropoda; Insecta; Lepidoptera; Tortricidae. Gene Ontology annotation, molecular function: RNA endonuclease activity; metal ion binding; single-stranded DNA endonuclease activity.
GGACCAUUGGACAGAAUGAAGACUUUAAGCUGUUUACUCGUGUUAUUGAUUGUGUUGAAAGUUGAUCGGACCGGUGGUGACUGCAUUCUUUCAUUGAAAAGCGACUUCGGUUCCCCAUCGCCCGUGUAUUUAUUGGGGGGAGAAUACCUCACCCCCAACACUGCGAGCGGCGCUAUUUCAUUGCGUCGCGGCGCUGUCCUGACGGUCGCAUGUCCGCAGCGGACGGUCACCAUCGCUGGGCAGGCUACUAGAAAAGAAGCAGUGGACGCGAAAUGCGUGUCAACGUCCACCUUCUCCGUGGGACGCUGGACCGGGGAACUGAACCAGCUGAACUGCAGCUCAGCACCAGUCUUCACCGUCAAGGAGACCAGCAAGGCAUGCUACCGAGGCGGUCAGACGGUCAAGGUGGGCUACAUAAUCCGCGACAAACUUCACGAGCUGUACUCGGCAUGCUUCGACCGCGGCACGCUUAACACACUGUUCGUGAAGCACGAGUUGACGCCGAGCAGCGUCAACAUACAGUCCGGCCACAACCGCCCGCAGUUUACAGGUGGCGACCUCUUUCCAGGCAAAGUCCACAUCGAGAAGCUCUACAAGACGCAGUAUGAAAAGGACAGGUUCAACCAGUUACUUGGACCUAACAUGGCUGACAAGUAUUUUAGCAAGAACCAGUUCCUGACGCGUGGGCACUUGGCCCCUAGAGCGGAUUUCUCCCUCGCAGCACUGCAGCGAGCUACCUUCCACUUCGUCAAUGUAGCGCCGCAGUGGAUGAAGGGCAACCGGGGUGAUUGGGGCGCUCUCGAAGAGGCCCUCCGCCGGAGAGUGAAGACUACCAACUCCUCAGUAACAGUCUACACGGGGACCCACGGGGUGCUAGCGCUACCCGGGACCCAGGGAGAGAAGGAACUCUACCUAUACUCAGAUGAGAACAACAAUAUGGCUGUGCCUGUGCCGCUAUACUUUUAUAAGCUAGUCCACGACCCAUCCCGCCGCGCAGCCACAGCCUUCAUCACAAUCAAUUCGUCCUUCUUCAACGCGUCGGCGGAGAACGCGUUGACGUUCUGCGAUGACGCGUGCGCAUCCUGGCUGACGUGGCGCGACGACGCGACGCACAGCUUCUGUUGCAACUAUGACGCGUUCAGCCGUGUUAUAGACCAUGUGCCUCAGCUGGAGGUCUAUGAACUCUAUUAGAAUUUCUGAGUCCCGGCAAGCUCGG